Pseudophryne corroboree (corroboree frog) is the source of this 6723-nucleotide messenger RNA. It is a transcript of the gene PKD2, whose product is annotated as polycystin 2, transient receptor potential cation channel. The record is from RefSeq and is a predicted model, not a curated record. The transcript has 15 exons. Bases 159 to 3032 code for a protein of 957 amino acids. Gene Ontology annotation, biological process: potassium ion transmembrane transport; release of sequestered calcium ion into cytosol; detection of mechanical stimulus. NCBI's taxonomy places the organism in Eukaryota, Metazoa, Chordata, Amphibia, Anura, Myobatrachidae. Gene Ontology annotation, molecular function: voltage-gated sodium channel activity; voltage-gated calcium channel activity; muscle alpha-actinin binding. Gene Ontology annotation, cellular component: membrane.
UAGCGGAUCUGUGCGAGGGAGGAGGAGGGCGGAGAUUACAGGAAGGAAACGCAAAAAAGACCCUAAAGAAAACUAAAAAGUGUCUAUAGUAAAAUGGCUGCCGGGAUUGGGGGGAAGGACUGCCAGAGUGUCGCGGUACCCCCUCGCCCCGCUGCAGCAUGGUGAACCCUAGCAAAGUGAAGCCUCAGCCGCCGCCGGAGCUGGAGGGAGAGGAGAGGAAGAGAAGGAAGAAGCGGGAUCAGCCAGAGAGAGUAGUGCCAGCCGCAUCCUCCCCCAGCCUGCAACCGCCCCAAGCCAUGCUAGAGAUGGAUACUUUGCCCAGGCAGGAACUACCCCCUGCCCAAGCCCCCACGCUGCCCCCUGGGGGAUCUACUCCCUCGCCGCUAUCCUCCUGCUCCCGUCAGGCGUGGAGCAGGGACAACCCGGGCUUUGAGGCUGAGGAGGACGGGAUGGAGGAAGAGGAGGACGGGGAGGAGGGCAUGGUGGUGGAGAUGGAUGUGGAGUGGCACCCCUCUGCUGGGCCUGGCAGGAGGUCUUCCUCCUUGGUGUCCUCCAGCAGUGGUGGCAGUACCGGGCUGGUGGGAUAUCAUCAUGAUCCAAAUGGCCAGGGACAGCGUGGGCGCCGGAGAAGGGGGGACCCUGGCAGACCUGGCCCGGGCGCUGAGCAGUCUCCAGGACAGGACGGGGUUGGCAGAAUCCUGCACACGCUGAGAGGUCUUUGGGGUACAAGAUAUACAGAGGAUCGUAUAACUACGAGAGAGAAAUAUCUCAAGAGUGUUCUCCGCGAGUUAGUCACUUAUGCUGUGUUUCUCCUCAUUUUAUGUAUUUUAACAUAUGGAAUGGUGACUUUAAGCAUGUUUUACUAUACAAAGGCUAUGACCCAGCUUUUCCUGGAUACACCUGUUUCAAAGACUGAGAAGACCAAUUUCAAAACAUUAAUGACAAUGGAUGACUUCUGGAAGUUUGCAGAAGGCCCCCUUUUAAAUGGUUUAUACUGGGACAUGUGGUACAACAACAGGACUGUGGCAGAAAAUCAAAGCUUUAUCUAUUAUGAGAACCUGCUACUUGGGUUACCGCGUCUUCGCCAACUCAGGAUAAAAAAUGGGUCCUGCACCGUACCAGAAGACCUGAGGGAUGAAAUAAAGGACUGCUAUGACAUGUAUUCUGUCAGGAAUGAAGAUACUGCCCCUUUUGGAUUACGCAUUGGAACAGCAUGGACCUACACCACAGAAAAGAAUCUAAACGGCAGCAGUCAGUGGGGUCUUAUUUCCACCUACAGUGGAGCUGGGUAUUACUUGGACCUCUCAAGGAGCAGAGAGGAGGCUGCUGCUCAGAUUGCAACCCUGAAGAAUAACCUGUGGUUGGACAGAGGCACCCGCGCAGUCUUUAUUGAUUUUACAGUGUACAAUGCAAAUAUUAAUCUCUUCUGCGUUUUCAGGUUGUUGGUGGAGUUCCCAGCAACUGGUGGGCUAGUCACGUCCCUACAGUUUCAGACCGUAAAGCUGAUCCACUAUGUUUCCGUGUUUGACUAUUUCUUGGCUGCCUGUGAGAUAGCAUUCUGCUUCUUCAUCCUGUAUUACAUGGUGGAGGAAUUCCUGGAGAUCCGCAUUCAUCGCCUGCACUACUUCCGCAGCCUCUGGAACUGUCUGGACAUUGUCAUCAUUGUGCUCUCUGUGGUGGCGGUGGCAAUCAACCUACACAGGAUGUCUGCUGUGGAAGGACCACUGAAGGACCUCUUAGUGGACAUGAAUGUUUUUCCUAACUUUGAAUCUAUAGCCUACUGGCAGAAACAGUUUAAUAAUGUUGCUGCUGUAACCGUGUUCUUUGCUUGGCUUAAGCUAUUCAAGUUUGUGAACUUCAACAGGACCAUGACCCAGUUAUCUACAACGAUGUCUCGCUGCGCCAAGGACAUCCUGGGCUUCUCUAUUAUGUUCUUCAUCAUUUUUCUGGCAUAUGCCCAGUUUGCCUUCUUAGUGUUUGGCAGCCAGGUUGAUGACUUCCGUACCUUCCAAGAUUGUAUUUUCACCCAGUUCCGUAUUCUUUUGGGAGAUUUUAACUUUACUGAGGUUGAGGAAGCAAAUCGCAUCUUGGGACCCAUAUACUUCACAUCCUUUGUGUUCUUUAUGUUCUUCAUACUGUUGAACAUGUUUUUGGCCAUCAUCAGUGAUACCUAUUCAGAAGUCAAGACGGACAUGGCUCAGCAAAAAAGCGAAAUGGAAUUGGCUGACCUCAUUAAAAAAGCGUUUAGUAAGGCAAUGGUGAAACUUAAGCUGAAAAAAAGCGCAGUGGAUGAUAUUUCGGAGAGCCUCCGGCAAGGUGGGGGAAAGCUGAACUUUGAUGAGCUACGACAAGACUUAAAGGGGAAAGGACAUACUGACGCAGAAAUUGAGGCCAUUUUUGCCAAAUAUGACCAAGACGGGGACCAGGAGCUUACUGAACAUGAGCAUCAGCAGAUGCGGGAUGACCUGGAGAAAGAAAGGGAGGACUUGGAGCUGGACCGGGGCUCUCUGCCUCGUCCCAUGAGUGGCCGUAGUUUCCCACGCAGUUUAGAUGACUCAGAAGAGGAUGAUGAUGAGGACAGUGGGCACAGCUCCCGCAGAAGAGGCAGCAGCUCCAGUGGUGUCUCCUAUGAGGAGUUCCAAGUCCUAGUAAGACGAGUUGAUCGGAUGGAACACUCAAUUGGCAGCAUUGUGUCCAAAAUCGAUGCAGUGAUUGUUAAACUGGAAGCCAUGGAGAGGGCAAAAAUGAAGCGCAGAGAGGUUCUAGCAAGACUUCUGGAUGGAGUCACUGAGGAUGAAAGACUUGGCCGGGAUAAUGAGGUGCACAGAGAACAAAUGGAGCGGCUGGUGAGAGAAGAGUUAGAGCGAUGGGAAUCUGAUGACACCGCUUCCCAAAUGAGUCAUCGCUUGGGGACCCCUAGUGGAGCCAAUGGUCAGCCACGCUCCAGAAACUCCCGCCCUCCAUCUUCUCAGUCUACAGAAGGCCUUGAUGGGGGAGGAGUGGCUGCCAGUGUUGCAAAUAGCCAGAUUUAAUUAUAUGGUUGGUAAUAAAAGCAUAAUCUCUCUUACAGUAAGAUGCACGUCGGCUAGAAAAGGUUAGCCUGUGGCUUUUCAGCUGUUCACCAAACUGGCAAAGCCGUAGGUCACCCUAUGCGAUUUGUUCAUACAGAAUAUUGUACAAGCUUAUGCUCACAGGUGGUUUAAUAUGUGUCUGUAGUGCCCCUUCAUCUGCUGCGUUGGUGAACAGUCUAAUUACCUGAAAAUGACCAUUUGAUCAGUAUGAGGACUGCAUUGUAGGUACUCGCUGCUUUUCCUCCAACUUACUGUUGGUCUAUCCAGCAAGCAGAGAGUAAUACACCAAGCAUUCCUCCUAGUGAGCAGUUACACUUUGUGUCCUGGGAGUACUGUGCUAGGCAAUGCACCCUGGGCAGAAUUAUAGACAUCUGUGAGUACAUAUCUAAAGUGUAGCAGUAAAAUAUUAUCAUAUAGCUGAAAGUAUAUUUUAAUGGUACUUUGUGCCACCAUGUAUGUGUUCUUGCAAGUUUUACACAUAACAUUACUUUUUAUGUUUGUGCCUUGUAAAUAUGCAUAUAAAGUGUUUAGGUUGCUUUAAAACUUCUGACAAAAGAACAUAGUGAUUUAAACCACAAAUAGCAUCUGCAGUAAGCUCCAAGCCGUCACUUGCUAAUUAUGUAUAUUAGGGAACAUUACAACACAUAACAAAAGGUAUACUUAAAAUGAAUAAUUAUAUAUAUAUAUAUAUAUAUAUAUAUAUAUAUAUAUAUACACACACACAAAAGAAACUUGACUAUUGCACUAAGAGCUCUCUUUAGUGGAACUAUAUUCCAUGUCAUAUCAACUACAGAUACGUGACAUUACUGCUUGUGUUCUAAUACUUUUAUACUAUCUACCUUUUGUUGACUAUACUAUUUUUAUAACCGUAAAAGGGCUUAAUAGAAAUUUUUCCAAACUGGAACAUUUAAUUUCACCAUAUUCCUUGCUAUGACUUGUGCUGGAGCCUAGCCUAAGGUGCAUGUACACAUAGCAUAACUAACAACCAGUACGCUUGUUUUAAACCUAAUAGGCUUAAAGAAUAUUUGAUCUGGAAAUAUUCAUUAUUAAUUGCAACUAACAAAAGCCAGUCUGACAAAGAUCAAGAAACAUGUCUUGAAGUUGUCCAAAUACCUUAGUUGUGUCUCACUAGGGGGUAAAUUUACUAAGGUUGGAGCUUUUUAGAGCUGGUGAUGUUACUCAUAGCAACCAAUCAGAUUAAUCAGAUUCUGCUUAACAUUUAUCUAGCUGCUUCUAGAAGAUAAUAUAUAGAAUCUCAUAAGUUCUAACAAAAAACUCCCUUCUUAGUAAGUUAACCCGUAGAUCUAGCUUGAGCACAAACCAGCAUGACAUGUCUGAUUCAUAUGUGGACAUAGAAAUGAUCAGUGCUGCGACGAUUAGCUGCAUUUCUGAGAAGGUAUGUAUAUGAUACAGGUGUUGUCUUUUGGAUUUUGAUGCCCAUAUGUGGCUUCUCAUAUCUGCUGCGUGUCCGAAGACGCUUAGGUUGCACAGUAUGAUCAGGCUGUUCACACUGCUGGAGCCAGAAAAUCUGCAUCCUAAGAUGCAGAACCUGUGUUUGUCACUCCCAUAAAACUAGGGCUAUGCCCCUAUAUUCAGGAACAUUGUCCAGCUCUGCCCACCGCCAAGCACCAUCGACCUGUCAGGCUGCGGCUUGAGGGCACUGCGUGUGAAGACCUAGAACGGGACCUGUGCAGCUGUCCCACCAUUGGAGCUGUAUUUAAACCAGUGGGUUUAUGUACAUCUCUGAACCAGGCCCUGACUUGCAUGACUUAAGCAACUGUCCUAUGUAACAAAGCCUUAAUGCCUUGUGUGUGUGUAUAUAUAUAUAUAUAUAUAUAUAUAUAUAUCCGAUAUCUCCUGCAUUAUGUAAAUUAACACUGCAAAACCCCGUUUUUUACAGGGGAGGUUGUGGUAUGGCUCUAUUUCACAAGCUUCCAAAAGCAUAGCUUGGCCCAGUUAGUUAUCGCCAUUGUAGCAUAUGGGCUAUUACAGUAUUGCUGGAGAGGGAUAUUCUGAUGGACAUCAGCCAUCAAUGAUCUGACACCAUUGAUGUUUGUUCAGGUGUUUAAUAUCAGCUUGCAGGAGAUCGAAUGCAGCCAUAGUCUGCGCCUGUGCUGCAGGUGGUUAUUGGUGGAUCAACAGUCAAUGGUUUGUCCUUGAUGGUUUAAAACCAUUAACAGUUGUGUCGGCGAUGGUGAUACCUAUGGGAAACCUUUCUACAGGAGCGGUGUCACAGUAAGCAACCAUUGUUAAAUGGAGCUAAACAAUGCACAUGUCCCUUAAUAAGCUAAUAGUAGCACAAUGAUACUAAAUGUACAGAAAUUAUAUCUGCUCCAGGUCUAACGCCAGCAGAGAUGGAUUUAAAAUACAUUUUAAAUACUAAGGUUUUCUUGAAAAAGUCAACACAUUAAUAUCAGUAAAAAAACCUAUAAUUAUGAACAAAGCUUGUUCAGCCAAUUUAUUACUUCUCAUAACAUUGUUUGACGGGAUAAAAACGCGUUGUAAAUAUGUCUGUAACAUGUUGUUACGGUUUUAUUUUGUGAACAAACUUCAUCUUGAAGUGCUUAAAGUUUAAUGGAUAUCCGUGUAAGGUUUAUAAUUGUGCUAGAGUGUGAGAACUAGCCAUAUUGAACAGAGAUGAAUAUUUUCUGCAUCACACAAUGGCCCUCAUUCCGAGUUGAUCGCUCGCAAGGCGAAUGUAGCAGAGUUACACACGCUAAGCCGCCGCCUACUGGGAGUGAAUCUUAGCUUCUUAAAUGUGCGACCGAUGUAUGCGCAAUAUUGCGAUUACAAACGAGUUAGCAGUUUUUGAGUAGCUUCAUACUUACUCUGCCUGUGCGAUCAGUUCAGUGCUUUUCGGUCCUGGCUGACGUCAUAAACACACCCAGCGUUCGCCCAGGCACACCCACCGUUUCCCCGGCCACUCCUGCGUUUUCUCCGGAAACGGUAGCGUUUCCAGCCACACGCCCCUAAAACGCCGUGCAUCCGCCCAGUAACACCCAUUUCCUGUCAAUCACAAUGCGAACGUCGGAGCGAUGAAAAAGCCGUGAGUAAACUUACUUUCUUCAUAGUAAAGUUACUUGGCGCAGUCGCAGUGCGAACAUUGCGCAUGCGCACUAAGAGAAUUCUCACUGCGAUGCGAUGAAAAUCUCCGAGCGAACAACUCGGAAUGAGGGCCAAUGUUUUAGGUCAGCUGUAUCUGCCAGCAUCACGUGCUGCUUUAGUUUAGGUGAGCGGGCCGCUGGCACUGGUCUUUACAUUUGCCAGAGACUACAACUGGAAGUAGUAGCUUAAAUGGAAACCUAUACAUAGAUUGAAUGAUUUAAUUAAGGCCUUGCUAAUGAACCUGAAUAUCUGUGUAACCAACACUGCAGACCAGCAACUUGCAUAAUGUUACUGCUAGAUACAUAGGGGUCUAUGUACUAAGCCUUGGUGAGUGAUAAAGUGGAGAGAGUUAAAGGACCAACCAACCAGCUCCUGUCAUUUUUCAAACACCACCUGUAACAUGGCAUUUAGGAGCUGAUUGGCUGGUACUUUAUCUCUCUCCAAGGCUUACUGUAGUACAUAGACCCCAUAUUAUGAUUUUGAACCUAUAGGCACAGUAUGUUACACUAUGCACUUUAAAAUAAAAGGUUUUGUAUCUUUUUGGAAA